AUGGAUUUUGAAGAAGUGAAAACAAAGUGGGACGUUAUUUUUAAGGAUCCCUUACUUUCCUUAACCUCUUUACGUGAAAAAGGUUAUAAAGGAAAUGUUUGUUCUCAGGGUCUAAGAUCUAUUUGCUGGAAGUUAUAUUUGGCUUAUUUGCCAAGUCUAGAUACCGAAACUUGGUCUCUUACUCUUAAUAAAGAACGACAACAUUAUGCGGAUCUUCGCCAAAAAUAUAUUACGAGUCCAACUACUGAUAAUGAAAAUGAUAGUAACUCGACUGAUUUAAGUGUUAAUAAUCCGUUAUCUUUGGACCAAGCUAAUCCUUGGCAAGAAUAUUUCAAAGAUACGGAAUUACGAAAAAUUAUUAAGCAAGACGUGGAAAGAACAUUUCCGGAAAAUGAAUAUUUUCGUUCUACAUCAGUUCAAAAUCGAUUACUUGAUAUUCUUUUCAUUUAUUGUAAAAUGAAUACUGACGUGUCAUAUCGUCAAGGAAUGCACGAACUUUUGGCUCCAAUAUUAUGGGUAGUUGAUAAUGAAAGUUUGUCUAGUACAAGUGGAUACGCAAUGGAGAAUAGUGAAGAUGCUAUUAUCAGACAAACGUUGAGUGCAGAUUAUAUAGAACAUGAUACUUUUGCGCUUUUUUCUUCGUUGAUGAAAUCCGCCAAAGCUUAUUACGAAUAUAAUGAUGAAGUGUUUAAUCGUAGACCUGCUAAGCGUUCGGGUCAAAGCUCAGAUGUUGAUUAUGCUCGCUUAAUAAAGGAAGCACAAGCAGAGGCCGCAAAAUUAACACCCGUAGUCAUGAAAUGUAAUAAAAUUCAUGAGGAGUAUCUCAGAACAAUUGAUACUGAAUUAUAUAAUCAUUUGAAAAAUUUAGAAAUUGAACCACAACUUUAUGGAAUACGCUGGAUAAGACUUCUUUUUGGACGCGAGUUUCCUAUAAAUCAGGUUUUAGUAUUAUGGGAUGGAAUGUUUGCUGAAGAUCCGACGCUAAGAAUUGUCGAUUUUGUAUGUCUGGCACUGAUGUUGCGUAUUCGUGAUGAGCUACUUGAAUCAGAUUAUGCAGGAUGUUUAAGCAUGUUAAUGCGUUAUCCUUCAAUAAAUGAUAUCGAAGUGCUUGUACCGCAAGCGAUAUAUCUUCGCGAUCAUUUGUCACCUGAAGGUGGUAAUUAUAUAAUUCAACAAAACGCAAUAAGGUUGCGAAAACCCGUCAUUCCCAUUCAGAUUCCUGUCCAAAAAGAAUCAAAUCGUAUUGAAGGUUUGGUACCAGAUGGAUUUGUUCAUGUAACUAAGAAUAGUGCCGUGAUACUUAAUAAAGCUAUUUUGUCUGCGGUAGGAGAAGUAAAAAAAAAUGUUCUUCGUCGUCCCGAUGGUCAAUAUGAUCAUGGAAAACGUCAAAGCACGUCAGAUUUUCCCCAGAGAUAUGCACAUUCCUAUCAACAAAUGGCACAUGACACAGAAUCCCAUCAAAAUUCAGAAGACUUCUUAAAGCUUAAGGAACAAAAUCGGCAGAUGGGAAUCGUUAUACAAAGGAGUAUUAAUAUUCUUGAACAAGAGUUAUUGGGAAAAACAAAAUCUAGAGAAGAUGUUAAUGCAGGAGAUGCCGAUAAGAUCGAAAAAAGUUCCGAUGGAACAACAUCUCGUUCUUCAUUCGAGUAUAUUGCGGGUAAUAACAAUGAAGAAUCCAACGUACCAACGUCAAAUGAUAUUUCGAUUCUUAACGUUUUGCAUGGACUUAAACAUAUCAGAGAUGUACUUAAUGGGUCAGUUAAAGAAUUCAAUCCCCACAUUCUAGAUUUGACAAAUAACAAUGCAGAAGAUCAUGAUCAUUGGGAAGUUGUUGAUGAUGGUGUUAGUGUAGUGAGUAUGGCUGGAACGGAAGACGAAACUGUAUCUGUUACUAAAGAAGUUCAAACAAAGCAAGAAAGGAUUGCACCCUCUGUAAAUGCACUUAAAACACCUAAUUUAGAUUCUACUUUUACAAAAGACUCCGAAGUUUCUCGUUCAUCACCGCCACCGUCUUCAUUUUCGUCGCCGCUCUCAGACGAAACAUCAUCACAAUCUACAUCAUUACAACAAUCAAAUCCGUUAGCUGACCAAAUUAAAAUAUCUAAUUCAGUUAGCGAAAAACCGAGUUUAAUAUCAACUACUCAAUCUCGAUCAUCGCCCAGAGGAGUAAAGCCAACAUCAAUUUCGUUACCCAAAUCGAAGAUGAAAUUUAAUGAUACACUGAAUGAUUCAGAUAAGCGUAGUGUUAGUACACCAAAAUCGUCCAUUGUAUCGAAUUCAAAAUAUAGCUGGAUGGUUGAAGGUUGCACAGAAGAUGAUGAUAAUUCAUUAUUUAACCCUAAAAGAUCUAGCAUCAUAGGUAUUAGUGGAUUAUCUAGCUAUUCUUCAGAACGUACGAACUAUGGAUAUCUAGAUGGUCCAAUAGAAGAUCAGGACCAAUUUGAAAAAUCAACUUCUCCAAACUUAACACAAAAACGUUCGAAAAAUACAUCUCCUUCCGAACGUAAUAGAAGUGAAAACAUAGGAACAGCAUCUUCAAUGAAUAGUGUGAAAAAAGCUAAUAAUAAUGUAACACCUGCGAUUCCUGUUGAAGAUCCUUUAGGAGUUUUGUAA
This is a messenger RNA of Dentiscutata heterogama, 2613 nucleotides long. NCBI's taxonomy places the organism in Eukaryota, Fungi, Glomeromycota, Glomeromycetes, Diversisporales, Gigasporaceae. The record is from the annotation of a GenBank genome assembly.